UUUGACAUCUAUGAACAACAAUAUCGUUGUGACUCUUAUCGAGAUAUAUUCUAAAAUUAUUGGCUUUGCGGCCUGAAAUAAUUGAGAGAAAAUACCAUAACUCGCCGAUAUAUUUAACAGGCGAAGUUUUAUUUGUGAAUCGAUUUUGAUAUUAAAAAUUUUCAAUGUUUGGAAACUUGAACAAACCAGCAUUUGGAACUGCGUCUCCCAGUACUUCCUUUGGCUUUGGUACCGCUACACCUGCCAACGCAAACCCUUUUGGUCAGAGUCAGCUAUUUGGAAAACCCGCAACGGGUGGGUUUGGAAGUCCUUCCACCUCCACUUUUGGACAACCAGCAACAAAUUCCUUAUUUCCCUCCACCCAAGCUCAACCUACAAAUCUCUUCCAAAAUGCCAAUACAUCAUUUGGAUCGCAGCCUGCUGCACAGACAGGAUUUGGGUCGAACCUUUUUGGACAGCAGCAGCCGGCUACCGGUGGGUUGUUCAAUACCUCGACAACAGCUUUUGGACAACAGAAUAAGCCAACUGGGUUCGGUUUUGGAGCGCAAACCACGCAACCUACCCUCUUUGGUCAACAAGCACAGCCCCAACAAAGUACAAGCAUGUUUCAACCAGCUGCAGGUAGCCUGUUUGGCGGUUCUACUGCUUUUGGCGGUCAACAAUCAACUGGUACUGUUGUCAAGUUCAAUCCCGUCACCGGUACUGACACAAUGAUGAAAGGUGGAGUGGCCCAAAGCAUCAAUACCAAACAUCACAGUAUCACGUGCAUGAAGGAAUACGAGAAUAAGUCCUUCGAGGAAUUGAGGUUCGAAGAUUAUGCUGCUAAUAGAAAAGGCCCCCAACAGCAAUCAGGGUUCGGAACAACGACACCUUUUGGAACUACUGUAUCUUCAGCGCCGACACUGUUUGGUCAACCGGACGCUUCAAAAUCCGCUUUUGGACAAACCACAGGCUUCGGACAAACCACCACAACCUUUGGACAAAACACCGGGUUUGGUCUGGGUACACAGCAGCAACAAACCGGUGGACUAUUUGGGAAACCUGCAACAGGUUUUGGGGCAACAACAAGUACACCAUCUCUGAAUUUCGGUUUCGGCAGCACUCAAACUGCUAAUCCUUUUGGUGCAACUCAAGCUAAACCUUUCGGUAGUAGUUCUGGUUCGAUUUUUGGAACGAACACCGCAACUACUCAAGCACCUACCUUCGGAACUGGGCUCUUUGGACAGACAAAUACAACACAGAACACAGCAGGAACUUUGUUUGGAAAACCAGCUCAGCCAACAACAGGAUUUGGAGCAACGCCGAAUACAGGAUUUUCUUUUUCCACGCCAGCUUCAACACAACCCAGUCUCUUCAGUCAGCCAAGCAAACCACUGUUUGGUCAACCUACAACAAAUACAGGAUUUGGGCAGACAAAUAACGCUUUUGGAGCGACUACUUCUCCAUUUGCUAAUUCGUUUGCUAAAACAACCACGCCUGCCUUUGGAACCACACCGAAUACGGGAUUCGGAACCACGUUGGGAGGCGGCUCUCUAUUUGGCAAUACAACUAAUAAACCUGGCGGAUUGUUUGGAAACAACACCGGCAGUACUGGAUUGUUUGGAGCCUCAAAUAACACAGUGAUGGGCGUUUCUGGAUUCGGUGUUCCUCAACAGCAACCUCAGCAGUCAAUGUUUCCACCGCCUGAGCAAAACAAUGUUACGUCCAAUUUGGCGCUCCUCACUACAGAUCCCUUUGGGGAUGCUCCACAUUUGGCAGGUUUAGAACCAAAGUUGAAGUCAUACAAUCAUUUGGUCUCGACAACCGAUCCUAAAGAACUGAAGUCGUUGUUGGACGCCUCCAAAAAGGUAGAUACCACCAGUGGAUUAAAAUUGAAGAUCGUUCCGAUAAGAACUGUGAAGGAUACUUUGUUUGAUGGAAUCGCCACUAAGUCGAAUAUGAGUAUCACUUCUCCUGAUUACUACAAAACUAAUUGUAGACGAUUAGUGCUGAGAAAUCGUCCAACUCCUUCCGAUGAUACUCGUUCUCCAGUAAUAGAGAAAGGAGAUAUUUUGAGUUACAUCAAUUCUUCUGUAGAACCUAGGACUACUGACAGAGUAGAGAAUAAAAAUGAACCUGUUAUUCCCAAUGCUGUGCGACCAAAUCCUCUGAGGUUACAAUUUGAUAAUACGAUAAAUGGUAAUCAGAAUAGCCAGAUUAUCUCGCAGACCUUUACCCUCAAUAAUUCUGAAAUAAACAGUGUCUCAAUAACUGAGGAUAAUGGUAGUUCUCCAGUGCCUGAAAUUGAAAUAGAAGAAGAACCUGUCGGUGAAUUGGAAGUGCAAACGCCAAAGUCAUAUGCUCAUGGCAUCAUUUGCACCAGACCCGAGUAUUAUACCCUACCCAGCCUUGAAGACCUAGUUAAAUAUACUGACGAAAGUGGUAAAUGUAUUGUCAAAGGUUUUACCAUUGGUAGGAAAGGGUACGGUAACGUUUAUUUCCCCGACGAGAUGGACGUAGCAGGCUUGAAUAUAGAUGAACUUUUGCACUUCAGAUAUAGGGAAAUUAAUGUGUAUCCUGAUGAGGCUAAGAAACCACCAGUUGGAGAGGGACUAAAUCGUAAAGCCCAGGUCACUUUAGAUAACGUCUUUCCAAGAAGACCAGGAACGAAUGUACUAAUAAAAGAUGUAUUAGAAUUGCUGCAAAUGAACUUCGCCGAAAAAUUGAGAAAAAUAACGGUGAACAAAGACGCAAAAUUCGUUGAUUAUCGACCAGAGACUGGAUCGUGGGUUUUCAAAGUUGAUCAUUUCUCAAGAUAUGGGUUCGACGAAAGCGAUGAAGAAACUGUUCAGGUAAACGGCAAGGAGGUCGCUAAGAAAAAAUUAGAGGAAGCUAAAAAGCCGGAGUUGAAUUUGCUGGGUCCUAAAUCUGUCGAAGAACUCGCCAAGGCUGAAGCAUUGAAGAACGUAGAGACAGGCAAGGAAAUGCAGGUGGCAACACUUGGAGGAAAUAAAGAUGCAUGUGUUGAAGAAGAUCAUUUUCAAGGUGAAGAUGAUAUAAUUCAUCAGUCUAUGUACGUUGAUGAUAUUUCAGAAGAGGACUAUUGCACUAUUCCGACAGAUAUCCCCAUGCACUUGGCUUACGAUCCAUUCCAGACCAGUAAAAACAUUCAAGUUAUGAAGUCGACCCUGUUCGCAGAUGAUGACAGAUUUUCAGAUGGUGGUGGAAGUCACAUUUCCAUCAUCAGACAGUUCUUGGAUAUUCCCGAAGAUAUACCUAGACUUCCUGUGCUUCGUGAAGAGGUACUUCCAAAGAAGAAAAUUCUUCUGAGACCGAAAGUAGAACAGGUUUAUAAUUUUGGAGCUUGCGAAAUUCCGAGCCAGAUCAUUCAAAGCAGGUGUUAUUUAGAUUUUGGUAUGUUCAAAGGAAAAUCUUUCAAAGUCGGGUGGAGCAAAGGCUUCAACCUUCUUGGUUUGAAUAACAAAAUUGGAGAAAUUAAUGGGCUGUUAGCUUUGAAUACCAUUGUAUGUGGUUCACAAAAAAACUUUGACCCAUUGAAGGAAUGCCUGAAUGACUCUCUGGAAAUAGUUUUACAAGAAAGCAGUUACACUUUGGAUGUCAAUCGCAUACCAACUUUCAAAAUAAUAAAAAAUCAUUCAUAUCUUAAAAAACAGAUAACUUUAUUCUCAAAGUUGAUGGCGCAGCGUGAUACGAAAGAGUCUCAGUACUUGCACAGUAUAUGGACAUUGGCGGAAGCCCUCUGGGGACCCACUGAAGAAACAAUUUCUAAUCGCAGGCAUCUUUUGAGUGAGUGGUUGAAAGUGAAUACGAACUUCAACGACUUGUCAACCAAACAGCCAGAGAAAGAAAUAUUCAAUCUCCUGUCCGUAUUCAAAAUCCUUGAUGCUGCAAAUCUGGCAAUGGAUAAGAGAUACCCCAACUUGGCAUUGAUAAUUUCCCAACUGAGUCUAACAAAUAGGACAAAAAUUUUCCUGCAGGAACAAAUAGAGAGCUGGUACAAAUCUAUGAUUGCCAAUCAUAUUAGCGAAGAUAUGAAGAGAGUUUACUUGUUGUUGAGUGGAAUUCCUGUCAAGGAAACUCUGAAUAUCUUUCACGAUGUCGAUUGGAAACGGGCGUUCGGGAUGCACCUUUGGUACGUUUCACCUGCCAGUGCUCCGGUGGAAAUGGCGAUAGAGCUUUAUAAGAAGGCUUUUGAGGAACAGGGAUAUGCGGAAAUGCCGUACCCACCCUACAGGUCUGGUUACGUUGAAGAAGGGUCUUUUGAUGUCCUGUACCAUAUGCUGCUGCUUUACAAAACUAGGAUACACAGACUAAGUACCGUUUUGAAUCCCAUGACUCAUACUGAUGAUAGUUUGGAUUACAGAUUGAGUUGGUUACUCCUUCAACUUUUCCUCUCCUUAAACGUUGGCAUAAUCGAAGAUUCCGAAAAAAACAAGUUGUGUACGAGUUUCUCAAAUCAGCUUGAAACCUUGGGAGAGUGGGAAUGGGCAAUAUUUGUGCUGUUACACUUGGAGGACAACAAUUUGAAGAAAAAUUUGGUCUUGGGGAUUCUGGAUCGUAAUUUGUCGCCUGACGUUGACAAGGCUACUGUGGCUGCCGAGAAUGAGUUAGUCAACAGGAUGCAUUUACCUCCGGAAUGGAUACAUACAGUCAAAGGCACCAAAACUUUACUUUCCCAAAGAUACUUUGAAGCCUUUAAUCACUUUGCACAUGCCGGAGAUCACUGCAAAGCAAAUGAUAUCCUCAUAGAGCACCUCUUACCCUGUCUUUUCAUAAAUGAACAGUAUGACAUCAUCAAAAUACUGAUCAGCGCAAUUGCAGAAGGAGCUGAUGAAAUCGCUCGCUGGAACAACGAGGCUGGGCUCUUUUCUGAUUUUCUGGAGCUUCAGGAGAGAUUCAUUUCCUUCAGGGCUGAAGAUAUUCUGCAGCUCCAAGCGAGCCUCCAGUCGAUCAGUGACAGAAUAGCCAGUUUUCCAGUCAAAACGGAUCAGCAAAAGUUGUGCGUUGCCGAGAUGUCUAAAAGGUGUGCUUCGGUAUAUAGAGAGUUAUGUGAGAAACCUUGCUCGAGCUUAUUCAAAAAAUCCUAUUCAGACUUUAUUGAAUCGUUAGUUAUGCCUCCAGAUUACAAGCAAAACGAGGCCUUGAAUCUGGUGAACAGACCUGAAUGUUUUAGAUGUUAAGUUUGUACAAGUUAUUAUGUAUUGCAAUAAGUGCCUGUUUUCUUGUGUAUAUAUAUCUUAGGUUGUAUUUUGCAUGAAUUUUUUUGGUACUGUACGUUAUCAUUUAGAAGGAGUUUCUAGAAUUAUCGGUGACGAUUUUUUUUUCAUCGGCUAAAACUUUUUCACAAAGUUAAAGGCAAUAUUUAAGAAUUUUGGUGAUCUUUACCGCGUACAUUACUGAAAAAAUUAAAUAUAAUUAUCCAUUAAAAAAAUAGUUAUUAGGUUCAAGAUGGACUGUAUUCAUUAUUAUAUUUAUGCAAUGUGAGUUAUCUUUGUUUUAUAUAUAUACAAUAUGCCUCAAUUCUUUGUUUUCUGUAACAUUUUUAAUAUUUUGUAUUGAUGAAAAGAUGGAUGAUUAAAAGUAUUUUUGUGGAAGUAGCUUUUACAAAUAAAUGUCUUUUGUUUUA
Messenger RNA from Leptinotarsa decemlineata (Colorado potato beetle), 5626 nucleotides. It is a transcript of the gene Nup98-96, whose product is annotated as nuclear pore complex protein Nup98-96. Gene Ontology annotation, biological process: protein import into nucleus; post-transcriptional tethering of RNA polymerase II gene DNA at nuclear periphery; telomere tethering at nuclear periphery. NCBI's taxonomy places the organism in Eukaryota, Metazoa, Arthropoda, Insecta, Coleoptera, Chrysomelidae. Gene Ontology annotation, cellular component: nuclear pore; nuclear pore cytoplasmic filaments. The record is from RefSeq and is a predicted model, not a curated record. Gene Ontology annotation, molecular function: RNA binding; structural constituent of nuclear pore.